Molecule: messenger RNA, 333 nt
Organism: Closterium sp. Yama58-4
Lineage: Eukaryota; Viridiplantae; Streptophyta; Zygnematophyceae; Desmidiales; Closteriaceae
Source: the annotation of a GenBank genome assembly
AUGACAACACAGAAGCACAAAUCAGGCCAAGAAAAGGAUUCAAGUUGUGUAGGAACUAGAAGAGCUGCUAAAAUCCAUGGAAAAGGAAAAGCUAAGGAGGAAGAGGGAGACGAGGAGGAAGAGGAAGAAGAAGAGUCGGAGGACGAAGGGGAGGAAGAGGAGGAAGAAGAGGAGGAGGAGGAGGAAGAGGAGGAAGAGGUUGAAGAGGGGGAAGAGGAGGAAGAGGGGGAAGAGGAGGAAGAGGAGGAAGAGGAGGAGUCAGAGGGGGAGGAGGACGAACCUGAAGGGGAAGAGGAGGAACCCGAGGGGGAAGAGGAAGACGAAGAGGUAUAG